Messenger RNA from Ipomoea triloba (trilobed morning glory), 2060 nucleotides. RefSeq lists its product as uncharacterized. The coding region runs from base 249 to 1637 and encodes 462 amino acids. The transcript has 2 exons. Gene Ontology annotation, biological process: sesquiterpene biosynthetic process. The record is from RefSeq and is a predicted model, not a curated record. NCBI's taxonomy places the organism in Eukaryota, Viridiplantae, Streptophyta, Magnoliopsida, Solanales, Convolvulaceae. Gene Ontology annotation, molecular function: cyclase activity.
CUAAAGCAUUGGCUGCUGCUCAUCCUCAUUGAUAAAACUUGUACGCUUGCUUUUAAUGGGAAGGGGAAACUCUUCUAAAGUUUCAAUCUUUGAUUCAAAUUGUUCUUACGCAUGAGAUCUUCUUUGAAUCAAAUUUAAAGGCUUAGCUUGCUGGUUGUGAGCUGCACAAUGUACAGAAUGUGAUCUGCAGCUCUGCAAAAUUCAACAGUUUUGGUUUCUUAGCUUGAGAAAGUUCAUACAGGGCAAGAAUGGCGGCUGCAGAUAAAGAUUCCAAGACUCACAACGCUCUGCAAGUUUCAACAUCUCAAAGGGGGCUAAUAAGUGAGGAAGAUCCUGAAAAGCAAGUGCAGGGUAGUGUUCUUGCCCUUCCCAAGAGGCUGCAGUUCCUAAAGUUGGGUUCUUUGGCUACUUUGGCUUCUCCACCUGCAAAGUUUCAGCAGAUUGCUAAGGAAAACGAUGGUGUUUCUCGAAUUCGAGGCCGCUUGAAUAGAUUGUUUUCUAGGAAAUUUGAUUGGAAGUCUGUUGGGAGAAUUUGCAGGGAAUGGAUAAGGAAUCCUCUGAACAUGGCACUUCUGAUAUGGAUUGUGUGUGUUGCUGUUUCAGGUGCAAUUCUGUUCCUGGUAAUGACAGGAAUGUUGAAUCAUGCCCUCCCCAAGAAGUCUCAGAGGGAUGUUUGGUUUGAAGUGAACAACCAAAUCAUCAAUGCACUGUUUACUCUCAUGUGUUUGUAUCAGCAUCCAAGAAGGCUAUACCACUUUGUUCUUCUGUUUCGAUGGAGGCCCGACGAUAUUUCUUGGCUCAGGAAGGUUUACUGCAAGAAUGGGACUCACAAGCCCAAUGAAUGGGCUCAUAUGAUGGUGGUUGUUUUGCUGCUAAACCUCAAUUGUUUUGCUCAAUAUGUUCUGUGUGGGCUUAAUUUAGGGUACCCUAGAUCAGAACGCCCUGCUAUUGGAGUGGGAAUAUGUCUGUCUGUUUCAAUUGGGGCACCUGGAAUAGCUGGUGUUUAUUCUAUGAUUAGCCCUCUUGGCAAAGAUCACGAAGCCCCCGGGCUUGAUGAGGAAGCACGAGUGGAGCAUAGUAUCGGGGGAGCCAUUGAGGCGAGGGGGAAGUGGAGUGGAGGCGUUUUCGAUUUCUGGGAUGACAUUUCCUCAGCAUACCUCUCUUUGUGUUGCACAUUUUGUGUUUUUGGAUGGAACAUGGAGAGGCUAGGGCUUGGGAACAUGUAUGUUCAUAUUGCCACUUUUCUGCUCUUCUGCAUGGCACCAUUCUGGAUUUUCGGCCUGGCUGCUGUUAAUCUCGAUAACGAAUCUGUGAGAGCAGCAUUGGGAGUCACUGGGAUUCUUCUCUGUGUUUUUGGUUUGUUGUAUGGUGGGUUUUGGAGGAUUCAGAUGAGGAAGAGAUACAAUUUGCCUCCAUAUAGUUCUUGUUGUGGUAAACCAUCUGUUGCAGAUUGUGCAUUGUGGCUUUUCUGUUGUUGGUGCUCUUUGGCUCAAGAAGUUAGGACUGGGAAUUCAUAUGAGGAAAGGGUUGAUCAGAAACAGCCAAAUAUUUCUCCUUUGCCUAGGGAGGAUGGGUUGUUUAGGUCUAAUCCUAUGGCACCUCCUGCUCCUGUAAUUGUCACAAGAGAGGACGUUUAACGGAAACAGUUUUGACGGAUUGACUCUUGUAUCUGUACGUAACAUCAUGUUAAAGAGUUUAAAGUUAUGACUUUUCUGGAUUUGGGUCGAAUCUGGAUUAAUCGUGGGAAAACAGUUCUGACGGAUUAACUCUUGUAUCUGUACGUCACGUCACAUUAAAGAGUUUAAAGUUAUGGCAUUUCUAGAUCUGGGCCGAAUCUGGAUUAGUCGUGGGGAUACCGGGUGUCAUAUGCUAUGAAAUGGUAGAUGGCUUGGCUUUAAUUUGGCAUUGAUGUUGCUCUUGUUAGCCAAAUGCUUUCAUCUUCCUUUCCAUUGUAUUUGUUGUAUAUAAAUGUCGCCCACCCCCUAUAACACCACUGAAAUUUUCAAUCUUGAAAUUCAAAGAGAAGUUAUCCAUUUACAUAUAUUCUACAAUUGAAUUCA